This is a messenger RNA of Guillardia theta CCMP2712, 934 nucleotides long. RefSeq lists its product as hypothetical. Lineage: Eukaryota; Cryptophyceae; Pyrenomonadales; Geminigeraceae. The transcript is spliced from 4 exons. The coding region runs from base 15 to 893 and encodes 292 amino acids. The record is from RefSeq and is a predicted model, not a curated record. Gene Ontology annotation, cellular component: nucleus. Gene Ontology annotation, biological process: rRNA processing. Gene Ontology annotation, molecular function: 3'-5' exonuclease activity; nucleic acid binding.
ACGUGCUUGACGUCAUGGUGGGUCGGCGCAAGGAGGAGCAGCUGCUGAGGCGCUCGCGGCGAACCCAUGGGCUGCUGUGGUUCCUGCAGAAGUGCGCGAGACCGAGGAGGAAGCAGCAGAGGAGGGCAAGAUCCGUUGUGUUGCAGGAGCGGGACGCUCCUGCUGUGUCGAGGUGUAUACACCAGGCGGAAUCAGGAUCCUGGCAGGACGACACGGAAUCGACAACAUCCUUCCUCUCUGAAGCACCGACAGAACCUUCCUCUCACGAAACUCACUCUCUGAAUCACAAGUUUGGUGAAGAACCCUCGGAGUCUUGUGUUCUGGGCAAUGUGCGAGUGAAGUCGCGGGAAGCAGCCAAACCAAGGACUUUUGGGCACUGUGUAGCGAUUGAUUGCGAGAUGGUCGGGGUUGGGAGAAGUAAUAAGAGUGCUCUGGCAAGAGUAGCCAUUGUGGAUGAGAAUGGAUCAUGUCUUCUCGAUGAGUACGUGAAGCCAACUGAAAAAGUGACCAACUAUCGUACACGAUGGAGUGGGAUUCGACCCAGGGACCUUGUGAAGGCUCCCAGCUUUCAGGACGUGCGCCAGAGGGUUGUCAACCUCAUCAGAGGAAAGAUUUUGGUCGGGCAUGCCAUCCACAAUGACUUGAAUGUGCUCCACGUUUGUCACCCCCCUGGGCUGAUCCGGGACACUUCAUUCUACGUCGGUCUUCGCAAGGAGCUGGCUCAGGCUUGUUCUCAGUAUGACGCUUCACGGCCUCCUAGUCUAAAGCAACUCAGCCGCGAUAUUUUGAAGGCAGAAAUUCAGGUGGGUGAGCACUGCCCAGUGGAGGACGCACGGUACACGAUGAAGUUGUAUCAGAGACACAGGCAGACGUGGGAGGAUUCACUUGUUUGAGGGCGUCAUGUUGUUUAUGAGAUAAAACCUUUCGAACUUGC